ACCAAACAUCACACGCAGGUUGCAGAUAGACUUGCACGUAUCAGAGAGAACCAACGAAGGAGCCGUGCCAGAAAGCAGGCGCAUACUCGCGAGUUAGAGCAGAAACUAAUCUCCCUACAGGAGCAAGUCCGUCAGAAGGAUGUCGAACACCGACUGACGGUCCAAGGUCUUGACGCAGAGAAUCGGAGACUAAGAAGUUUACUGUCGGAUGUGGGCAUAUCAUCCAAUGCGAUCGAGGAGUAUCUAGAAAAGACGGUGGAUGACCCAAGCUCAACGCAGAAGAUUGCCAUUCCAAGUCUCCCGCAGUCUGGCGUGAAGGCUCGAUCGUGUCGUGGCCGUGCCCAGCAGACUUGUCGUUCUGAGACCACUCCUGAUACUGCUGGAGUAUCGCCACCCCCAGACUCGAAGCCGGUCGAUAAGGUGAGCGAUUCUACCGUCGACCUCCCCGGUCAACCGAUGAAGAAUGAUCGAGAGAAAUCCCACGACCAGUCAGUUUGUGGCUGCUCACCCGACGAAAGCGGAACGUCAUGGCCAGAUAGUAACAGUGGAGAUGUCCUUAAUACCACUCUCUGCGCCAUCGCCGACGAACUCAUAACACAGUACAACACGCGGGGUGUCGAGCUAGACGAGAUCAGACGCAAGCUCUGGGAGGGCUUCUCCAAGGGCCUCACCACGGAGGAGGGGUGCAGGGUGCAGAACCAGAUUCUGUUCCAGGUUCUUGACGAGAUUAGCAACAACUAA
Molecule: messenger RNA, 741 nt
Organism: Aspergillus fijiensis CBS 313.89
Lineage: Eukaryota; Fungi; Ascomycota; Eurotiomycetes; Eurotiales; Aspergillaceae
Product: bZIP transcription factor
Exons: 1
Source: RefSeq, a predicted model, not a curated record